AUGCCAGCAUACCAUUCCACUUUUCCAGUUGAUCCACAGCAUGACCGUAUGGUUGGCAACAUUGUGCUGCUGCCAUUGAACACCAAAUUUAGAGGCCCUGCUUACCAAGCUAAUUCCGACUACGAUAUCAUAGACGAGAGUUUGGACUUGUUCCGUGCUAACUCAUUCUUCAAAAACUUUGAGAUUAAGUCUCCAGCUGAUAGAGUUUUAAUUUAUGGGAUUCUAUUUGUCAAUGACUGUCUAGCUCAUUUAAGACCUAACGUUAGUUAUAAUGAAGCCGUCAAGACGUUAACCAACGUUGCCCUUGAUGACUUUGCCGUGCCGGGCACUCCGGGAUUUCCAUUGAAUAAUGUUUUCACGGUCCCACUACAGAGUCAUAGUGAAAUGGAAUUGUUAAAAUCAUAUAUUCAGCAAUUCCGUCAGGAACUUGCAUCUAGGCUCUUGGAAAGAGUCUAUAAGGACUCUAAAGAGGCUCCAUCAAAAUUUUGGCUGGCUUUCACGAGAAGAAGAUUCAUGAACAAGUCUUUGUAG
Molecule: messenger RNA, 531 nt
Organism: Lachancea fermentati
Lineage: Eukaryota; Fungi; Ascomycota; Saccharomycetes; Saccharomycetales; Saccharomycetaceae
Source: the annotation of a GenBank genome assembly